UCCGUAGACAUUGUCUAGGUUAGUGAACCUUUAGAAGCUUCUUAAACGAGAGCUUUGUCGCCGGUUUUCCUCCAGCAAAGCUUCUGGCACAUUUCAGCAAUCAGCCUAAUUGAAAGUGCAAAACGAGGGGACAAAAUGUAAAUGGAAAUGCAGUAAACAGCGAGGAGGAUGUGACGAUCGUGUGGCUGCGUACCCGCUCACUAAUUAGAUUAGAUUAGGCAAAGUUGAUUAGUUUGCUCUGAGGUUUUCUGUGUGCCAAGCCAAGGGAGCUUGUCGAUCGUUGUUUGUCAGAUAAAUUUGCUUGCUGAGCAAAGCUCUACGCUGGCAUUUUAAACAUCGUAGGCUCUUGACAAGGCCACACCCGUUCAUAUUCGUUUCGCAGAAGUGUCGGGCAAUUUUCGGUGCAUUCGGUUGCUUUAGCGCAUCUCAGCUGUGUCAAUUUCAGGCCUCCAACUCGUAAAAACAGCGAAUAUGCAGAAGCCACAACCAAAUUCGUGCUGGAUCUUCCUUAUCCUGGGAUCUCUGAUCGCCACUUUCAUGCUCGCCUUCAGCUACUGGGUUUUUGUGCCGCGCGAGGAGUCUUUCUGGUCCAUUAUAUCCAGGAAUCCCAGCGGUUCUGGCUUCAAGUUCUCCCUGCCGCCAUCCGCAGUGCCCGAGGAACUGAAGCUGAGGCCAAGACCGCCGUUCGUUUACCAGAUAAUACAUUGAAAGGAAAGCUGGUUCGAGAAGCUAGCGGGCAUCACAA
Messenger RNA from Drosophila biarmipes, 745 nucleotides. RefSeq lists its product as uncharacterized. The record is from RefSeq and is a predicted model, not a curated record. Lineage: Eukaryota; Metazoa; Arthropoda; Insecta; Diptera; Drosophilidae. The coding region runs from base 472 to 708 and encodes 78 amino acids. The transcript is spliced from 2 exons.